GUCGCCCUCGGAGAAAGUUGUGUCGUCUGCACACACCACAGUGUACGUCACGUGACCACUUUUCAACGCUAUAAGCAGCAAACAGUUCGUUAAUACAGUGUGUAAGUCGGUCACGCAACACAAGUUUAUUCUACAUCAGCAUGGAGAUCGCCGGCAAAGGAGUCUUUCUCACUGGAGGUGCCAGGGGCAUCGGCAGAAAACUCAUAGAAGCUCUGCUUGCUAAAGGGGCGAAGGUCUUCUUUUGUGACAUCAACGAGUCAGUAGGUCGAGAGACGGAGUCAGAGCUGAGGAAACAGUAUGGCGACGACAGGGUCAUCUUUCAGCAGUGUGACGUCACUAACGCUGACCAGUUCAAAGCUACAUUUGAUAUGGCCGUCUCCAAGUUCGGGGCUGUGGAUGUCUGCUGCAACAAUGCAGGCAUCAUGGACGAGAGUGUGCCGGAGAAGAUGAUUGCCAUCAACACUACUGCUCAGAUUCGAGGAAGUCAGUUGGCCCUGGAACACAUGAGACGUGACCGCGGUGGUCGUGGUGGUGUCAUUGUCAGCACUGUGUCGGUGGCAGGCCUAGUAAGCUCUUACAACAUCCCAGUCUACGUUGCCAGCAAACAUGCAAUGAUUGGUUACAUGCAAAGCAUGGCGAUAAGUGUUCACCAGAAAGAGCAGGGUGUCCGAUGGUGUUGCCUGUGUCCCUCGGGUGUCAACACAGACCUCAUGGCGCUGAAAGAAGGACAAGCGAUUGAAAAAGAUAUAUUUCUGGCCAUAGUUGAUGCUUUCGGAUGGCUUGAACCGGAAGAUGUGGCUGGAGCCUUCAUACGGCUUCUCCAGGAUGAAAACAACAACGGCGCCAUUAUGGAAGUGUCUCAAAAGUUCAAGGAUGGGCGAUAUCGAAAGAGAAUGCUUGUGGAUGAGGAUGGCAUUUCUGACCCAGUCCCUGUCGACAAAGCUUUGAUUCUUGAAGAAUUGGUUGCUGCCAAACUCGGCAAAGCCCCUUAAGUCUACAACGAAUAAAAAAAAAAAAAAAUUCUGUGAUCUUGGUUCCGCUUAAUGUCGAAGUAAAUGUUGAACUGUAAUGUUCCAAAUUAUUCAAAUACCCAUUGGGGUAACUUAGUCAAUGUUAGUAAUUAAGAUGAAAAAAUCUUUUAAAUGAAUUUUAUAUUAUUUUGUUAGUAAAAUUCUUUAUUUUAUAAAUGUAUUACUUUUAUAAGAUUGCCCGUGUUUUAAAUGGUAAAGUUCGCAAUAUCCUAUAGAAAGAAUGCAAUAUUUCCGUUUGUUGUGUUUUAAUUUGUCCAGUCCAGGAGAUCUUUAGUUCAAAGUGUUGUCUUGCUACAGACAGGCGACUGUCAUUUUCACCGUUGAAGACAUGAAGAUUAUAAGUUUAGACUAUUAUGGUUUAGUCGCUGCUUUGUCGGUUUGUCUGCAAUCAUAUCUUUCACCACUGGUCUCUCUUUUCCUUUGGUCUCCGUGUCUGUGGGUCUGUCCGUCUGCCCUUCUCUCUAUGAUUUCGUAGUGAAUGUGCUCUCCAAAUGUACUGCUCAAAAUACGAUCAAUUCGAACUUUGCUAAGUGAUUAGCAAAUAAGCACAACAAGUGAAUAAUGACAUGUAUGUUUCAUAGAAAGUAGUCCCUUUGAUCGUCAUAGACGUCAGACUAAGAUUUUGGAUUUGUAAUAUGUUUACUUCAGAUGUACUAUACCUCGACCUCACAAUAAAAGAAGGGAGAGCCGUCUUUUUUUCUGUUAUAUAUUUGUUUUAGAUGGUUGACGGAUUGAUUCUC
This is a messenger RNA of Pomacea canaliculata, 1771 nucleotides long. RefSeq names its product 15-hydroxyprostaglandin dehydrogenase [NAD(+)]-like. The record is from RefSeq and is a predicted model, not a curated record. The transcript has 7 exons. Gene Ontology annotation, molecular function: oxidoreductase activity, acting on the CH-OH group of donors, NAD or NADP as acceptor. Lineage: Eukaryota; Metazoa; Mollusca; Gastropoda; Architaenioglossa; Ampullariidae. Bases 141 to 992 code for a protein of 283 amino acids. Gene Ontology annotation, cellular component: cytoplasm.